Molecule: messenger RNA, 7980 nt
Organism: Falco peregrinus (peregrine falcon)
Lineage: Eukaryota; Metazoa; Chordata; Aves; Falconiformes; Falconidae
Gene: NAA15
Product: N-alpha-acetyltransferase 15, NatA auxiliary subunit
Exons: 20
Coding region: 163-2760 (865 amino acids)
Biological process (GO): N-terminal peptidyl-methionine acetylation
Cellular component (GO): cytoplasm; NatA complex
Molecular function (GO): protein binding; protein-N-terminal amino-acid acetyltransferase activity
Source: RefSeq, a predicted model, not a curated record
GGGAGGGAGGCGGCGGUAGCGGCGGCCAGAGUCCGGUGGGGAGCCUCCCGGCAGCGGCGCCCGAGCAGCGGGGACGGGACGCAGUCCGCCCGCCCACCCCCCCCUCCCCGGAGCCCCUCGGCGGCGCCGGAGCCAGCGGCGGGAGCGGGAGCGGCGGGGAGGAUGCCGUCGGUGAGCCUGCCGCCCAAGGAGAACGCGCUCUUCAAGCGCAUCCUGAGGUGUUACGAACAUAAGCAGUAUAGAAAUGGUCUGAAGUUCUGUAAACAGAUCCUUUCUAACCCAAAGUUUGCGGAACAUGGAGAGACCUUGGCAAUGAAAGGACUAACAUUGAACUGUCUAGGGAAGAAAGAGGAAGCUUAUGAACUUGUGCGUAGAGGCCUAAGGAAUGACUUGAAGAGCCAUGUCUGUUGGCAUGUCUAUGGCCUUCUUCAGAGGUCAGACAAGAAGUAUGACGAAGCUAUCAAAUGCUAUAGGAAUGCACUGAAAUGGGACAAAGACAAUCUUCAAAUCUUGAGAGAUCUUUCUCUGCUGCAGAUUCAAAUGAGGGAUCUUGAAGGUUACAGGGAAACAAGAUACCAGUUGCUUCAGCUUCGACCUGCACAGCGAGCAUCAUGGAUUGGUUAUGCUAUUGCUUACCAUCUGCUGGAAGACUAUGAAAUGGCAGCAAAAAUUUUAGAGGAAUUUAGGAAGACACAGCAGACAUCACCUGAUAAAGUGGACUAUGAGUACAGUGAACUGCUGCUGUAUCAAAAUCAAGUCCUCCGGGAGGCAGGACUAUAUAAAGAAGCCUUGGAGCAUCUUUGUACUUAUGAAAAGCAGAUCUGUGAUAAACUGGCUGUCGAAGAAACUAAAGGAGAACUCCUGCUUCAGCUUGGCAGACUUGAAGAAGCAGUUGAAGUCUACAAAGGACUGCAAGAAAGGAAUCCUGAAAACUGGGCCUACUACAAGGGCUUAGAAAAGGCACUUAAACCAGCUAAUAUGAUGGAAAGGCUAAAGAUCUAUGAAGAGGCCUGGACUAAAUACCCAAGGGGACUAGUUCCAAGAAGAUUACCAUUAAACUUUUUGUCGGGUGAAAAGUUUAAGGAAUGUCUGGACAAGUUUCUAAGGAUGAAUUUCAGCAAAGGUUGCCCACCAGUCUUCAAUACUUUGAGGUCCUUAUAUAAAGACAAGGAGAAGGUGGCAAUCAUAGAAGAGCUCGUGAUAGGUUAUGAAACCUCUCUAAGAAGCUGCAGGUUAUUUAACCCAAAUGAUGAUGGUAAAGAAGAACCUCCAACCACUUUACUCUGGGUCCAGUAUUACUUGGCUCAACAUUAUGAUAAAAUUGGACAGCCAUCCCUGGCUCUAGAAUAUAUAAAUGCUGCUAUAGAAAGUACUCCCACUUUGAUAGAACUGUUCCUUGUGAAGGCAAAAAUCUAUAAGCAUGCUGGAAAUAUUAAAGAAGCUGCAAGGUGGAUGGAUGAGGCUCAGGCUUUGGACACAGCAGACAGAUUUAUCAACUCCAAAUGUGCAAAAUAUAUGUUGAAAGCAAAUUCCAUUAAAGAAGCAGAAGAAAUGUGCUCUAAGUUUACGAGGGAAGGAACCUCGGCAGUAGAGAACUUGAAUGAAAUGCAGUGCAUGUGGUUUCAGACAGAAUGUGCGCAAGCUUACAAAGCAAUGAACAAAUUUGGAGAAGCACUUAAGAAAUGCCAUGAAAUUGAAAGACAUUUUGUAGAAAUCACGGAUGACCAGUUUGACUUUCACACUUACUGUAUGAGGAAGAUUACCCUUAGGUCUUAUGUGGACUUGUUAAAACUAGAAGAUGUACUUCGACAGCAUCCGUUCUACUUCAAAGCAGCACGAAUUGCCAUAGAGAUAUAUUUGAAACUUCACGAUAAUCCCUUAACAGAUGAAAAUAAGGAACACGAGGCUGAUACAGCAAAUAUGUCUGACAAGGAGCUAAAGAAGCUACGAAAUAAGCAGAGAAGAGCGCAAAAGAAAGCACAGCUGGAGGAGGAGAAGAAGAAUGCUGAGAAAGAGAAGCAACAGAGGAAUCAGAAAAAGAAGAAAGAUGAUGAUGAUGAAGAAAUCGGAGGACCGAAAGAAGAACUUAUCCCUGAGAAGUUGGCAAAGGUAGAAGCACCUUUGGAAGAAGCCAUUAAAUUUUUAACACCCCUGAAGAAUUUAGUGAAAAAUAAAAUAGAGACGCAUCUUUUUGCCUUUGAGAUUUAUUUUCGAAAAGAGAAGUUCCUUCUGAUGCUUCAGUCUGUGAAGAGAGCCUUUGCUAUUGAUUCUAGUCAUCCUUGGCUUCAUGAGUGUAUGAUUCACCUCUUCAGCAGUGUAUCUGAAAGUAAGGAUCUGCCUGAUGCGGUUAGAACAGUGUUAAACCAAGAAAUGAAUCGGCUUUUUGGAGCAACUAAUCCAAAGAACUUCAAUGAAGCUUUCCUUAAAAAGAACUAUGACUCAUUACCACAUAGGUUAUCAGCUGCCAAAAUGAUGUACUAUUUAGAUCCUUCCAGUCAGAAAAGGGCAGUGGAGCUGGCGAUGACCCUGGAUGAAUCCCUCAUGAACAGAAAUCUUCAGACUUGUAUGGAGGUAUUAGAAGCUUUAUGUGACGGUAGCCUUGGAGACUGUAAAGAAGCAUCUGAAACUUACAGAGCAAAUUGUCAUAAGCUUUUCCCUUAUGCUUUGGCUUUCAUGCCCCCUGGAUAUGAAGAGGAUAUGAAGAUCACAGUUAAUGGAGAUAGUUCUGCAGAGCCUGAAGAACUGGCCAAUGAAAUAUGAACAACUUUAUUGGAAAAAAAUGACAUUGGACCAUAUCUGGUGUAUAAUAUUUUUGUCACGCACCUGCUGAAUUGCUCUAACUUACACAGAGAACAGAAGGAAAAAAAAUGUUGCCUUCAAAUAGUUUUACUUUUUUUUUUAUCCUGCUGACAAAGUAUAUAUAUAAAAUAUCUAACAUAUUACUGGAUAUAGGUUGUUCGGUUUCUUAAAAAUUAAAAGCUGCUAAAAUUGAAGAAAAAACCCCCUUCUCCUUACCUACCUACCCAUGUUUUUAAACUAAUUUAUAUAAAAUCUGGAGGCGUAUAGCCCUCGGAGCAGGUGUGUGGCAGAAAUAUUACUUUAAAUUUGUCUUGUGAGAUUACUGUUAUCUCAGACAGCAAAAAUGCUGUUUUAGCACUGGAUUCUUUCACUGAGCACAAAGAGUUGAUGGGGCUUUAGCAUCUGACUGAUUUUGAUACGGGGAUGAUUCUGUCCAUAGGAAGUAUGCAAUGUGAAUCAGAAUAUACAGAGAAGCCCGCAACAUACGCGCUAUGUUGUGGAUGCUGGGACAUACGGAUAUCAAGCAGAAUUAAGAAACAUAGUGUGUUCAAUAAGCUUGUUGUGUCUCUGAAACUCACUGUACACGAUCAGUUUGGUGUUCUUGCACCACAGUUUUUAACUGAAGGAACCAGUUAAAACUCUCUCUCUUUGAAUUGAACUCGGGGGGUGGGGGGGGAGAAUCAACAUUGCUGUUCUUGAGAUGAACCUAUCGGCGUAGGUUGGCCAAACUUUUUAAAACUGUAAUGCAAGAACCAAAUAAAAUUAUGCACUGUGAUGUGGCACCAACUAAUAGGAAAGAUAGCAUGCAUUUUUCACAUAGAAUGAAACAAAAUGAGGACAUACUAUGGCUUGAAGUUGCAAAGAGGAGAACUCCUGACUACCAUUUUGACUGAUCAAGAGACUAAUAGUUUAAAACCUCAGCAGGCCUUGUUCACGUUAUGCAGAAAAAAAAAAAAAGUGCUGCAGUUUAGAUACCUCUGGAACUUUUCCACAGUGUCACAGGUUUGUAAUACUUGAAGCCCUACAUUUCUAAGAAUAUAUUUCUUGCUCAGUUGUUUCAGGCAAGCCCAAGACUUUGUAACUUUUAAGGGGCCCAAGAUUUUUUUUCAAUAACAGACCAGCUUCUUAUUCCUGCAGUUACAGAUGUAAUUUCCUUUGUCAAACAUAAGGUACCAAAUAUAAUGCAAUAAAAUGUUUUGAAAAACAAUUGUGUGAAUAUUUAAACCAAUCUCUGUUGUACUUUGAAAAUGAAUGGGUUCACUACAGUGCAGCUCAGGGUUGGCUUACUGUGCUGUCCAGUUACGCUAAUAAUGUCACUGCUGAUGGGUGGUAGCUGAGUAUAAAGUGCAAAUGCAUUAUAUGUAAAUACUGAAUGUCUGGGAAGUCCUAUAACACAGAAUGCUUUACUACUUGGCUUUUAAGUUCCACCAAUGUUACGUUGAAUUUUAUUUUCAAAGUCAAGCUUCAGUCUACGAGUCUACUGUGUUAAUAAUAUCGAUAAGCGCUCAAAUUUUUUUUUAAUAGGCUCAUCAUAUAAAACAGAGGAGAAAAUAAACUACAGCUUCUAAAGUGAGUGCCUUCUUUGCUGCAGAAGUUCAGUUACAGAGUAUCCAUCGUGUGGAUACCCAGCCUUCCUCUUCCACGUCAUGGAAUUCAGUGAUUGACACAUACAGUUAAGAAAUCCAGGAAGACUUAUUGGGGUUUGUAGUUUUCUAACUGUCAGAAGGACAGGAUUUUUGUUUCUUGUAUAUUCAGCCCCACUUUUUUCAUGGUUAGACUAUCCUUGUGUAUGUUUGCAGUGUAGUUCAUGUCAGAAAUGUAGGUUGUAUGGCAAUAUUUGUAUAUUUAAUCUGCUGGGCUUUUAGGGACUACUAGAAUACCUAUAGAGCCUUUAAUUGACUCUGGUAUUUAUGUCUAGAUCUCAGUCUUUUCUGCAGCCUGAGAUACCUGGACUGCAUGUCUGCUGCAACUACUGAAGAUGGUCCAAUCUUGCCUACACAAGCUAUGAGCUUUUGGCCUUGCCUCUGAGUAUUGCUGCCGUUUUCUUGGCUUCUGAUGCUUAGCUGGAGGCAGAUGAGUGCUCACUCUUUUUAACAGAUUGUGAAUUGCAUCAAGCAAUUUUUUUUCCCAAAUUUUGUUUUUUGGGUGCUGCCUAUAAAUAGGAUUAUUUCCUUUACUUUUUCACUGCCUGUUUGUGUUUGUGUUGAAAUAGAUGAACUAAGAGCAAGAGGUUACUUGUUAUCUUUCAUUAUGCAAGUGGGAAAGGAUAUUUCUGUGGGCCUUCCAGAAGCCUCCAUCUACGCAUCCAUUGUGAUUUCCCCAAAGGCAUUUCUUCAUAACCUUGCUGAAGGGCGCCCGUAGUGCUUCAGAGAUUAUGCUUUUGGAUUAAAGAGGUUCCUCAUCCCAUUCCAGAAGACCAAGUCCCAGGAAAUGAAACUCAAGUCAAGAGUUUACUUGCAGAAGAAGGUUCUUUAACUGGCAAAGGAAUUGCUAUUCCUUCAUCUUUCAAUCUCUCAUGUUAAAUGCAAUGCUAACUUCCAAGGAAGAGUUUUUAAGAGGUGGAAAUGAAGUCAAUCCAAUGCAAUGAGUCUUGCGAAGCAGUAGUAGUAGUAGUAUUACAGAGUGUCAUGCUACAGUGAAAACUUGGCUUUGCAUGCUGAGAUCCAAAAUCGUAAUCACGGGUACUUGGCUGCAGAAGCAGGUGAGCAGGGAUUGCGGUCAUGGCCAGAGUGACCCGGAACGUUGGCUUGCUAAUGACAUGAUGUGUUUUGAUUCGUCAUGUUUUUCGCUGGAGAAAUGUUUUCACCAUCAGUGGAGCCACUGGUCAUGAGAUACGCCAUGGAUAUCUUUCCUGGGGACAAAAGUCAAACCCGAUUUUUUUCCCUGAUGGAGACUGUAGAUGGUGCAAAUGCACGUUGCAUGAAGCAAUGCCAGAGUCAGAACUGGACUGAAAUUGUAAGUAACUGAAAGUGGUUGUUUGCCCCGAGAUAGGCGAUGUUCUCACUUUUUCCAUUUGGAGACCAGAGCAUUCAGAUAUGUGGUAUGUGUGAACAAACAGGUAAAAUAGUCUCAAAACUAUCUAGUCAGUAACUCGCAUUUUUUCUUUGCAUCUUAAAUGCCUUAAAAGCUCCUAUAUUCUUCUACAGUUACGGUUUUUUUCAGUAGAGGUCUUAAUGCUUCCAUGUUCAUAGGGGAGGAAUCAUAUCCUGAUGUGUGGUGUGUCAGCCAUAAUACAGAAGAAAAUUUGUCGCUCAAUUUUCCUCCUAGUGAGGAAGAAGAAAAUUCCAGUUUUCCAGGGAGCUAUCUAGGGCUAGAUGAGGUACAUACAGUUAGCCUAUUAAAUCUUCCUGUAGUGUUUGCUUUGGUUUGUUUUUCCAGGUCUGGAGGUGCUCCGGCUCUACAGUAGACCCUGGAAGUUGGUGUAGCACCUUACUCUUCAGCCAGAUUGAAUUGUCAAAGCUCAUAGACAGGAAACGCCAAUGAGAGUAGGGUGAGAUCAGGCCUGAGAAACCAGAGGUGCAAAUACAAUUUCGGUAUCACGUGAGCAAGUUAAAGUAAGAAAACUUAAGAUCUUUGUCUAACAUGAUGCCUUUGAGAGUUUGAGCGAUGGUGCCAUCAUUCCUGCAGUGCUAGCGUCCCAUACGCCGCAGUUGUGCUUUGAAUGUGUGCCACUAAUUCUAACAAAAACCACUUGAUACAAUAAUCCAGCUCUAUACCUGAAUUAAAAUGAUUUUAUUUUUCCCUUUUAAUGAUUGCUUUAAAUGUUUUUUGUGUUUAAAUUGCUUUAAAUGUUUGAGUGUUCUGUACUGGGUAGCUAGCUAGCUUUGAAUCUUUCCCCUGUCUUUCCCCCUAAAAAAGUUUGCUCUAAAAAUGCAGUUGGUAUCUAAGUGGUAAUGUAAAAUAGCUCGAACUAUGUGGAUAUAAGAGUUACGCUUGUCUGAUAACAUACUGCUUUGAGAUCCUGUGGAGGAAAACCAUGCAAAUGUAGUACAGUUACAAUUAGACAGUAAUAUCAGUAAGGCAUUGAGCAGUCUAUAAGCUCAUUAAUGAAAGUUAACGUUCCAGACAGAGGAAGAUAGUUGCUGAGCUUGGGGAAAGGCUCUUGCUUCCAGGAGUAUUCAGGUUGUGAACUGUUCCUGGAUGUGGUAAGGAGCAAAGGGUGGUCAUGUUGUAAUGAUUGUUAUUUCCUGGAAAUUAAAGCUGCAGUCUACAAACACCAGUUUUAAUGCCUCUUUCAGGCAGAGACUCUUCUUCCCAGGAGCAUACGGCCAGCAGUGAGAAUGGCAAGGAGCAACUGAUAGAGCCAGCUCAGCAAAAGGAGGCUGAAGUGAGUUAUAAGGAGGUGGCAUAGUAGAAAUUCCAUUUUUAGAUUAAGUAUAAAAUAGCAGGGUUUUAUUACUAGAAAGAUUACUGAAGCUGUAAAUACUGUAAAUGCAGUCUUCCCAUGCUGAGGAAGCUGUAAAAUAUGUAUUACUUCUACAACGGUACAAGCAAAUAGUAGUAUGUUCACAAAGAUUCUAGCUUUGUAUGUUGGUCUUCAAGUAAAUCGUGGCAGAAAACUCAAGAGGACAAAGAUUGUCCAGUUUACAAGGGACCAUAUCAAAGGGUUUGUAAGAAUAUUGCAAGAGAAAUAUUACUAUGAAAUCCAAAGCAUCUUAGAAUAGCUUUCCUAAGAUGUUAGUUGUUUUAAUUGAAAAUGUUACAUCUGCUAACUGUUUAUAACAGAAGUCAAGAAGUACUUUUACGAAAUAUUUCUGCCUGGCACUGCCCAUUCAAUAUCUACCUCUACUAGUCCUAGUCUAAUUCAGCUACAGCAUAAUUUUAGCCAUUUAGCAUCUAACGUAGGAAAAAGUGUCAUUUACCUGGUUGGUGAACAAAUGUAUGAUGAUGGAUAAUGUUUAGUUUUGAACUGUAAUGCAAUAAACCACGAACUUAGUGAAAGUCCUGUUGUUGGUUCAGUGCAGCAGCAUAUUUAUUGCUUCAUUGCUGAUCCGUUCAAAAAAAUCUUAAUUAUAAACUCCACAAAGUUACUUGCAAUUGUACUGGGAUUUGCUUUCCCUUCCAGCCUUCCUAACUGGUUAACAAUGUUGUACUGUGUUUUUACGCUCUUCUCUGGUGGUAGCAAAUAUCAAAACUGGCAGGAAGUCAAUCAAAGAAUAAAAAUGCUGAGUUCUGUUUGUA